ACGUGGAACGUCAGUCGGACGUCCAUGAUGGUAUCACGUUACGUAACUUCCUGUACACGCAGGGUCCGUUCGGCAAAUCGUCCGCUGUUCUGGUUCAGAAGGCCAAAUAGCGAUAUUUUGCUUCGAAGACGAGAUGGCUGCAGCAAUGCGUGUGCUUUACUCCGUGUCGAGGCCAGAGUAUGUGAAUGCCCAGGACAUCCCUACAGACAUGAAGUCCAUCACAGACCGAGCUGCUCAGACGCUGCUGUGGACAGAGCUCUUCAGAGGUCUGGGCAUGACAAUGAGCUACCUGUUCAGAGAGCCGGCCACCAUCAAUUACCCAUUUGAGAAGGGACCGCUGUCUCCGCGCUUCAGAGGAGAACACGCCCUGCGCAGGUAUCCUUCAGGAGAGGAGCGCUGCAUUGCCUGUAAGCUGUGUGAAGCUAUCUGCCCCGCCCAGGCCAUCACCAUCGAGGCAGAGACUCGUGCUGAUGGCAGCAGGAGGACGACUCGCUAUGACAUCGACAUGACCAAAUGCAUCUACUGCGGCUUCUGUCAGGAGGCGUGUCCUGUGGAUGCUAUCGUAGAGGGUCCUAACUUUGAGUUUUCCACUGAAACCCACGAAGAACUGCUCUACAACAAGGAGAAGCUGCUCAACAAUGGAGACAAGUGGGAAGCUGAGAUAGCUGCCAACAUACAAGCUGAUUACCUCUAUCGAUAGACACCACACACACAGAGUGUACAGUCAGCACACCAGCAUAACCUCUCUGACAUCCACAUACGUCCAUACUGUACAUACUGAAAGAAGACUGACUCAGCUGCGACGGAUGUGCUUCAGGGUUGGAUUUGGGUUUGCUGAUGCAUCUUUAAGUUUUGUAACAGUUCCUUUGGUGUCAGUGUCGUACUCUUCUUAUAUGUUGAAUAUACCUUUCUCUACACAUUUAUUGUAGAAUGAUGAAUACUACCAAUGCUGUCUGUGUGUUAAGUGUACAGCUGUCUCAGCACGGCCCACUCUGGGAUCAUGAGAGCCAUGUGGUUGUCUGUACAGUCCCAUUGAACUAAAACACAAGGAGGUUGAGUCAUGCUGUGACAGUAUGAGUGCUGUACACUGAUUGCAGACUUUAUCCUGGAUUGAUUCUGAUGUCCUACAGUAUACAUAGACUAUUGUUAUUAUUUUGAGUGUCAGUGCAGAGUUGUAUGGCCUUUGUGCUCUUUCUACCCUGACUCAAAAAAUUAAAUUCUGUUAGAAACA
This is a messenger RNA of Micropterus salmoides (largemouth bass), 1231 nucleotides long. It is a transcript of the gene ndufs8a, whose product is annotated as NADH:ubiquinone oxidoreductase core subunit S8a. The record is from RefSeq and is a predicted model, not a curated record. Bases 134 to 700 code for a protein of 188 amino acids. NCBI's taxonomy places the organism in Eukaryota, Metazoa, Chordata, Actinopteri, Centrarchiformes, Centrarchidae. Gene Ontology annotation, molecular function: NADH dehydrogenase activity; 4 iron, 4 sulfur cluster binding. Gene Ontology annotation, biological process: mitochondrial respiratory chain complex I assembly; mitochondrial electron transport, NADH to ubiquinone. Gene Ontology annotation, cellular component: membrane. The transcript is spliced from 7 exons.